GCCUGCAGAGUCGAGCACGACGUCGAUGGCGCUGGAGGACCAGGACGAGUCGGUUAGGAUCGCGGUACGUGCUCUGGACGACAUGCGAAAUAGGACAGUGCGCUCCCAGUCACCGCCUUCCUAUGCGUCCACCUCCUUUCAACCUACGCCCGCACUCAGUGUUGCGUCUUCUUCAAGUAGUCCCUCGACGGAGCCGUCGUCCUUACCUCCGGAAGAUGUCAAUUCACCCGACUUUGUCUCUCGCGUCUCACGACUUCCCAUCGUAAAUACCGCGCUGAGUGCAUAUGAGCAGAGUAAAGCUAGCUCAAGGGUUGUCAAGUUCGGCGCGGAAAUGAUGGAGUCAUCCAUGAAAUCACUAUCACGUCCAGUCAUGGAUCGCCUGCCGGUGAAUCAACUAGACGAGUUUGCCUGCAGACAACUGGACCGACUGGGCCGGUACCAACGCCGCCUGUCCUCGCCCCACCCCGAACGCAUGCAAACGGACUCACCUCGCAACACACGGGCUGUAUCCCCCUCCCGGUCGCCGACUCGAGGUAGGCGGAUGGAUUCGUGGUCUGCGCGUAUGGACGAGGAGCAGCGAGAGCGAGACGUAUCUAUGACGCCCAGUGACCGAUAUUCGGACACGCGUAGUCGGCCAGGGACACCGACUCAGUCUCCGCGACGAGAGGAGGGUGAGAGCCAACAACAAGUCGCACAGAGGAGCCGAUGGCAGGCCGUGCUACUGGAAGCGGGUGGGCUUGGCGCAGCUGUAAGCGAGGAAAGUAUGCGAAGGCUGAAGUAUGUGCUCCAGUGGUUGAUGUACGCCACUGCACACAUCGACGCGCAGAUUUUGGUAUUGCGGGAUUUCAUAGCUUCAUUACAACCUCGGGGCUCAGUACCGUCCGCCCAUGCCCCAAUAAGCCCAGAGCAUAUGAAAAAACUGAACGAUGUCAAGCAAGACGUCGUGCAUACUGUGCGGCAGGUCGUGGACGUAGUUAGCAAGUACGCAGGCGGUGCGCUUCCCGAGCCUGCACGCGCCCGCGUCCGCGGGUUCAUCCUCACCCUUCCCCAACGCUGGGCAACAGCAGCCAAUCGUCAACGUCACGAAACCGUAUCCGCCGACACCUCCCCCGUCGCAUCCACCUCUGCCUUGCCGCCCAUCCACCCGGUUCGCGGUCGCGGCGCCAAGCCGUACUCGCGCGAGCCCUCCCGCCCAAGCUCUCCCAGCGGCUCCGCGCCGUCGAGCCCACGGCUGUCGAGAGCGGCUGUUCAUUCGAGACAGGGUAGCGGGCACGCACACGCACACGCGCAUCCCGCCCCGACGGCGGGAUCAGCCACCGUUGCAGCGCAGAGGAUAUUGACGCUCGCGACGGAGAGCUUGGAUAUGAUGCGUGGUGUGACCGCGGUGGUUAAGGAUAGUUUGGACCGAGCCGAUGCAUGGGUCGAUCGUCUGAGAGUGGUAGGGAUCCAGCGACAGGGACAAUCAGACGCAGGAUCUCCAACACGGCCAUUGGAAUCACCGUCGUCGAGCACGCUUUGGUCUCCCUCGGGCAACGGACACGCGCCACCGCCUUUGCCCUCUCCCCUCAACUUGUCGGACACGUAUCCUUCUUUCCCUGUGCCUGUCGAUGCACCUUCUCCCAUGGGACCGGCCACGUCUUCAAUGGGUAGCUUGUCGUUGCACUCGGCAUCGUCGACACCGCGGGUCAGUGCGAGAGAACUCGAUGCAGACCCUAUGGACAGAACGCGAUACAGGGACAACAGAAGUGCGGAAGUGGAGCGAGCGCUAUCUGAAUCGAGAAAGAUGGACGUUGAUUCAUAACAAACGGCCAACAGGCUUUGACCGUCGCCGUAGCACCUUCAUUUCCGUCUUGGUUUUCUGUGGACUCGCAAGAUGUAUCGAUAUUUAUUCGCUUUGUUGGAUGUCAUUAUACUAGGUGCUCAGACAGACACUGGAGCUCUAUAUAUAUGCAUAGUGUAACAGUAGUCAAGAACUGCAUGUACAAACCAAACACGGGCCCGAACAAUAUAUGAACAAUCCUAUAGCUAGAAAUCUCGGCCGCGGUUCUCGUCGAAACCGCCCAUUGCUCUAACACCCUCUACCAGUCGUCUAUACUCUCUCAGCAACUCGCCGACUUCCGAAAUCUUUAGAUCAU
Molecule: messenger RNA, 2135 nt
Organism: Gloeophyllum trabeum ATCC 11539
Lineage: Eukaryota; Fungi; Basidiomycota; Agaricomycetes; Gloeophyllales; Gloeophyllaceae
Product: Opi1-domain-containing protein
Exons: 7
Coding region: 26-1801 (591 amino acids)
Biological process (GO): regulation of transcription by RNA polymerase II; endoplasmic reticulum unfolded protein response; phospholipid biosynthetic process
Cellular component (GO): endoplasmic reticulum; nucleus
Molecular function (GO): transcription corepressor activity
Source: RefSeq, a predicted model, not a curated record